This is a messenger RNA of Pipra filicauda (Wire-tailed manakin), 1507 nucleotides long. RefSeq names its product leucine rich repeat containing 14 (gene LRRC14). The record is from RefSeq and is a predicted model, not a curated record. The coding region runs from base 92 to 1204 and encodes 370 amino acids. The transcript has 3 exons. NCBI's taxonomy places the organism in Eukaryota, Metazoa, Chordata, Aves, Passeriformes, Pipridae. Gene Ontology annotation, cellular component: cytoplasm.
UUUUCCCAUUUCCUGGCCCAGCCGGUGCCGUCUCCGUGUGCUGGAUGUGACGGGACUCCGGGAUGAUGCCACUGGCCGUGCUCCGGAAGGGAUGAGUGUCUGGUCUGGCACCGUGGCCCUGGCCAAGGCUUGUGUGGAGGUCUCCAAACACCAGCGAGAACUCCAGAAAUGCAGAUCCAGGAGCCAUAAGGGCCGUUCCGGCGCCACGGCAGCUCCGCGAUUCAUUGACAUCCACGCUGAUCUCUUCGUCAAUGGAACAUCCUAUGGAAUCCUGUGGGAUGCACUCCAGGCCGGGAACACCAGCCCACUGCGCCUCAAGUGCCGGGAGUUCCAAGCCGAGGAGCUCUGCCUGGCUGGAAUUGUGAGUCUGCUGAAAUCCUUGGAUCCCUCUGGCGUAAGGAGGGUGGACCUUCGCUUCAACAACCUUGGACUGGGGGGUCUCUCCUUGGUUUUGCCACAUCUCUCCCGAUUCCUGGGUCUCCGAAGCCUCCGACUUCCCUACAGCAAUGUCGACGUGCGGCGGCCGACGCCGGAAUCGGUGCUGGGAAUCCGGUGUCUGGCCAGGGAGCUGGGAAAGCUGCAGAGCCUCAGGGAGCUCAACCUGGGAUCCUCCAGGCUCUCCGGGAAUUUGAGGCACAUUCUCUGCAAACUCGAGGCUCCAUUGGAAAGCUUGGAACUGGCCUUCUGCUCCCUCCUUCCUGCUGACUUCGCCUUCCUCUCCCAAAGCUUCCAUGCUCCGGCCCUGAAAAGGCUGGAUCUGAGCGGCCAUGAUUUCUCCCAAACUCUUCUCCAACCCCUUCAGCAUCUCCUGGAGGAAACCUCGGCUUCCCUGCUCCACCUGGACCUCAUGGAAUGCCGGCUGACGGACUCACACCUGGAUGCCCUGCUGGUGUCAUUCCGGCACUGCUCCCGCCUCCGCUCCCUCGGACUCUUUGGGAAUUCCUUCUCUACAGCAGGGCUCAAGGAUUUAUUAUGGAAAACUGUGGUCCUGCCAGAUCUCCGCCUGGUCGUGUAUCCUAUCCCUGUGGACUGCUACAAGUCAGGGCUGGAUCCUGGCUGGAUUUUGGAGGAGCAGCUGGACAGGGAAUGUUUGGGAGCAGUGAGCGCAGAGCUGGGCCGGAUGCUGGAGAGCUUCGGAAGAGCCGACAUCAUCUGGACUUCCAACCCCUAUGGACACGAAGCCCUGGAUUACUUCUGCUUGUAGCUGGAGAAGAGCUUGGAGCCUUCAGCCUGGAGAAGUGCUGUGGCCUCAGUGCCUCCUUCCUCAAAGAAUUUGUUUUGACCUCAUUUUGGUGUUUUUCCUGUUAUCCCAGUGGUUUUUUGCCUCAUCCCGAUGGUUUUCCACCUCAUUCCAGUGUUUUCCAGUAACCUUUGUUACCACCUUGUCACCAGCCGUAGCUGGGACAGACCUGAUGUCACUGGAAACCCCCCCCGAACUCUGCUGAUUAACACUGGAUAUUAAUUAAUUAAUAAUUAAUAAAUCAGCAUCACUUGGCUGGUGAUGAAA